This is a messenger RNA of Dicentrarchus labrax (European seabass), 636 nucleotides long. RefSeq names its product ribonuclease inhibitor. The transcript has 3 exons. Gene Ontology annotation, molecular function: protein binding. Bases 1 to 441 code for a protein of 146 amino acids. Lineage: Eukaryota; Metazoa; Chordata; Actinopteri; Moronidae. The record is from RefSeq and is a predicted model, not a curated record.
AUGAUUUCUGUGUGUCUUUCUUUGCUUUGUGAUCUAAAUGCAAUCAGAUUUUAUUUUAAAGGUUAUAUUCUCUGUAUUCACAGACUCUCUGACUGUGAAGUCUCAGAGACUCACUGUGAAGUUGUGGCCUCAGCUCUGAAGUCCAACCCCUCCCAUCUGAGAGAGCUGGACCUGAGUAAGAACAAGCUGCAGGAUUCAGGAGUGAAGCUGCUGUCUGCUGGACUGGAGAGUCCACACUGUAGACUGGAGACUCUGAGAUUGAGUUGGUGCAGUUUGUCAGAGAUCAGCUGUUCUUCUCUGGUCUCAGCUCUGAAGUCCAACCCCUCCCAUCUGAGAGAGCUGGACCUGAGUAUCAACGACCUGCAGGAUCCAGAUGCGAAGCAGCUGUCUGAUCUUGUGGAGAGUCCACACUGUAGACUGCAGACUCUGAGGAGGUGGUAAUCUCAGUCAAACUGGGAGCAGUGAUGAAGGAGGUUGUGUUGGAGGAUCCACUGUGUCCUGAUGAUCCAGAGAGGUUGAAGCAGCAGCAUCAGCUCUGACUGGGCCAUGUUACUGGGAGGUAGAGUGGAGAGGAGAGCUUCAUCCAGCAGUGACUGACAGAGGAAUCACAACCAGUGGAGAUGACUCUCAGUGCUG